AUGUCAUCCGCAACGAAGGAGAUCCUCGGCCGCGUGCGGCAACUUGUCCCGCCUAUGCUGGAUAAGUUCCACAAGGGGCAGCAGGGCCGUAUAGGUGUCAUCGGUGGCAGUGAGGACUACACAGGGGCGCCUUACUUCUCGGCAAUGGCCAGCGCACGGCUAGGAUGUGACAUGUCCCACGUGAUCUGCACGCCCGGCGCCGCGGCCGUGAUCAAGACGUACUCGCCCAACCUGAUGGUGCACCCCCUGAUGCGGCAGAGUCCCAGCCCGCAGUCGUCGGACGAGUCGGCCUCGAGCGAGCCCGCGGACAAGGUGGCCUCGCGCAUCAUCGACAUGCUGCCGCGGAUCCACGUGCUGGUCAUCGGCCCGGGGCUGGGCCGCGACCCGCUGAUGCAGGACACGGUGGCCAAGGUGGUGGAGGCGGCGAGGGGGCAGAACACGCCCGUGGUCCUGGACGCGGACGCGCUGCAGGUCGUGCAGAAGAACCCGGACCUCGUGAGGGGGUGGAAGCUCGCCGUGCUGACGCCCAACGUCGUCGAGUUCGGCCGCCUUUGCAAGGCGCUCGGUAUCGAGGAGGAGGUGAAGAAGGCGACUGAGAAGGCGGGUGGCGGGGAGGAGAAGGAGACGGCGAGGGUGGAGGCGCUCGCGCGGGCGCUUGGUGGUGUGACGAUUGUCCAGAAGGGGUUCCAUGACUUCAUUACUGAUGGCGAGACCACUCUCACGGUCGACCUGCAGGGCGGCAAGAAGAGGAGCGGCGGGCAGGGUGAUACGCUGACCGGGAGCAUCGCGACGUUCCUCGGGUGGAGGACGGCGUACCUGGACGGGCUAUGGGACCACGGCGGGAAGCUGAAUGAGAAGGAGCUUGUGCAGCUGGCGGCUUUCGGCGGCGCUGCUAUUACGAGGGAGUGCUCCAGGCUCGCCUUCAACACGAAGGGCCGCAGCCUGCAGGCCAGCGACCUGACGGAUGAGGUACACACGGCUUUCCUCAACAUCUUUGGUCAGGAGGACCCGGAUGCUGGCGGAGCUAAGCUGUAG
Diaporthe citri is the source of this 1035-nucleotide messenger RNA. RefSeq lists its product as uncharacterized. The coding region runs from base 1 to 1035 and encodes 344 amino acids. Gene Ontology annotation, biological process: metabolite repair. NCBI's taxonomy places the organism in Eukaryota, Fungi, Ascomycota, Sordariomycetes, Diaporthales, Diaporthaceae. The transcript has 4 exons. The record is from RefSeq and is a predicted model, not a curated record. Gene Ontology annotation, molecular function: ATP-dependent NAD(P)H-hydrate dehydratase activity.